CCCACUCCCGGGCUGCGGGUGGAGCCGCGGCGCCGGUGGCCCCGGGCUCAGUCGGCGGCGGCUCUCGCCAUGUCCUGCUACAUCUACCAGCUGCCCGCGUGGGUCCUGGACGAUCUAUGUCGCAACAUGGACACGCUCAGCGAGUGGGACUGGAUGCAGUUCGCCUCCUACGUCAUCACGGACCUGACGCAGCUGCGCAGGAUCAAGUCCCUGGAGCGCGUGCAGGGCGUGAGCAUCACGCGCGAGCUGCUGUGGUGGUGGGGCGCGCGCCAGGCCACCGUGCGGGACCUGCUGGACCUGCUGCAGCGCCUCGAGCUCUACCGCGCCGCCCAGAUCGUCAGCGACUGGAACCCCGGUCCUGAAACCCCGCCUUCCCUGCCCGACCCCCCGGACUCCGCGCCUCCAGGCAGGCCUCCGGCCGCUUCUGUGCAGGCCCCCGAGGAUGGACAGCGACAGGGACAGCCCCCGAGUCUGGCGGCCAGCCAGGACCCAGGGCCGGUGCCCCCCGGAGCCAGCCCGCCCGCUGCCGCAGAGUGUCCCCUGAGUCUGAAGCCCCCCAGCUUGGAUUCGAAGGACUCCCAGCCUUGCAGCACCUCCACUCCCCAGCAGGAGGUGCUCAGGGGCCAGUCUGCAGACGGCCUCUUCUGGGAAGAGGUGGACGUGCUCCAGGCCACGGACAACUUCAGCCCCUCCCACCUGCUGCGCCGGGGCACCUUCGCGGACAUCUACAGGGGCCAGAGGCACGGCACAGCGCUGGUCUUCAAGAGGCUGCGGGAGGUGCCCGGCGCAGGCUCCAGCGCGGUCACUAGGCUCUUGGAGGCGGAGGUGCAGGUGUGCCGCAGGUGCUGCCACCCCAACGUCCUCCCGCUGCUCGGCUUCUGCCCCGGGAAGCCCUUCAGCCUCGUCUACCCCUGGAUGGCGAACGGCUCUCUGCACGACCGGCUGCAGUGCGAGGCCGGCUCACGCCCCCUGCCCUGGCCCACGCGCGUCGGCAUCUGCUCGGGCCUGCUCCGGGCCGUGGCGCAUCUUCACAGCCUGGGUGUCGUGCACGGCAACAUCAGGAGCUCCAAUGUCCUGCUGGACGGGGCCCUCACGCCCCGGCUGGCCCACCCCGCCACGCAGCUGAGCCUCGUCCACGAGAGAUCUGGCUACACGCUGAUGAAGACGGGCCUCUUCCAGGCCGCGGCUGCCUACCUGCCCGAGAGCGCCCUCCGCCUGGGCCGGCCCUCCGAGCGCGCCGACGGCUUCAGCUGUGGCAUCGUGCUGGCCGAGGCCCUCACCGGCAUGCCCGCGAUGGACGAGGCCCGGGACCCCGUGUAUCUGAAGGAUCUGCUGCUUCGUGAGACCCCCGGCAGCAGCAGCAGCGCCUCUCGGAGCUCCCGGAGGAAGUCGGACGCGGAGAAGGCGCUGGCCCAGGAGCUGUGUCUGCGGCACCUGGACCACAGGGCCGGGCGGCUGCCUGAGGACUGUGCGCUGGCCCUGGCCCUGGCCGCCUGCCUCUGCCUGCUCAGGAGGACCCCCAGUCUGGAGGAGGCGCGUGGCCUCGUGGACACAGUGGAGGAGCGACUCCAGGGGCAGGAGGUGUCCACGUCGUCGUGGGGCGGGCUCUCCCAGGACACCAGUUCCGCCCCCAACACCCCCGAGGAAACGGACGACGUGGAAGUGUCGCCCCUGGAUGCUGCCUGCGCCUGGCCGGGCCCCUCGGCGGGGGCGCCCCCCACGGAAGGAAGGAUGCAGAUGUGCAGCCCGGCUGAGGCCACCUCCUCCUCCUCCUCCUCCUCCUCCUCCUCCUCCUCAGAGGCCCUGGCCGGCCCCGGCUGCGCCCAGGAGGCGACUUCAUGGAAAAUUGAGAUCAAUGAGGCCAAAAGGAAGCUGAUGGAGGACAUUGUGCUGUACAAGGAGGACAAGCUGGACAGCAGCGAGCUCUUUGGGUUCUGAGUGCGGGUCCCGGCCCCGGACACCCCGGCCCCUGCCGCUGGAGCCACGCUGUCCCCCCCCCCCCCCCGGGAACACGCACGCAGCCCUGUCCCGCGCCACCUUCCCGGGGGGGGGGGGGCGGUGAGAAACCUCGGUUCCCCUCGUGAGCUCGCCGAGGAUUAGGGACCCCCGGCACUCGCCCCCCUUCUAGGCUCAGUGCUCGGAGUCCCACACGGCGGGGCCUCCCCCAGACCUCUGGGACCAGUUCCAGCAGGUGACAUGACCUGGAGGCUUCCGGGGGUCUCGGUGCAGCUCCUGACUCUUGUAUGCCAGCUGCGGGACCCCACACCUUAUCGAGGGGAGGCCCUGAACCGCAGGCGCCCCUACCCGGUCACCCCUCCAGUGACACUGCGCUGGGGCUCGCAGUCUGACAAAUGUGGGUCAUUCCUGCCUGGGGGAGGGAGCCGGGGCCCGAGACCCUCACGCCCGGUGCCACUGCUGUGAACCGCUGUGUUUCUGCAACUGCCCGCCCCCUCACGCUCUGGAAAAGCCCUCCCCAGUAAAGGGACCGCUGCAGUCUUGGGCUCACGCACCGGCUGAGUUUCUGGAAGACCAGUGGGCUGACCCACGGGGUCACACUCCCUCCGUCGGGUGACCUUCUGUGUAGAUGCGUCUCGUCUUGUGGGAUAAAAUAAAGGGGUCAAGCCCACUGGCUCUCUGACAACA
Molecule: messenger RNA, 2643 nt
Organism: Sorex araneus (European shrew)
Lineage: Eukaryota; Metazoa; Chordata; Mammalia; Eulipotyphla; Soricidae
Gene: IRAK2
Product: interleukin 1 receptor associated kinase 2
Exons: 13
Coding region: 70-1938 (622 amino acids)
Biological process (GO): signal transduction; protein phosphorylation
Cellular component (GO): plasma membrane
Molecular function (GO): protein binding; protein kinase activity; ATP binding
Source: RefSeq, a predicted model, not a curated record